Molecule: messenger RNA, 3623 nt
Organism: Protobothrops mucrosquamatus (brown spotted pit viper)
Lineage: Eukaryota; Metazoa; Chordata; Lepidosauria; Squamata; Viperidae
Gene: MAP7D2
Product: MAP7 domain containing 2
Exons: 17
Coding region: 167-2323 (718 amino acids)
Biological process (GO): microtubule cytoskeleton organization
Cellular component (GO): microtubule cytoskeleton
Source: RefSeq, a predicted model, not a curated record
CGACGCGUCAGGUGUAGUGCCGAAACGAAAUGCGCCUGUGCGGUGGUGGCCGCGCAGUAGCAGCAGGAGUAAUACUACAUUAUUAUCGGUUACGGUGCUUUAAGCGCGGUCCCAGGCGGCUGGCAAGAAAAGUAAGCAGCGGUAUCUAGGGCGCCGGAGGAGGAAAAUGGCGGAGCCAGGGACACCCCGAACGUCUCCCUUGUAUUCGCGGGCUUCAGCUGUGGAUGGAUUUCUGAAGACUGAUGAAAGACAAAGAUUAGCCAGAGAAAGAAGAGAAGAAAGAGAAAAAUAUUUUGCUGUCAGAGAGCAGCAAAUCUUAGAAAAAGAAAGAAGAGCAAAGCUUCAGUAUGAGAAACAAAUAGAAGAAAGAUGGAAGAAGUUGGAGGAGCAGAGGCUGAGGGAGGAGCAAAAGAGGGCAGCUGUGGAAGAAAAGAGAAGACAGAAGCUUAGAGAAGAAGAGGAACGAUUAGAGGCUAUGAUGCGGCGUUCCGUGGAACGAAGUCAGCAGCUAGAGCAGAAACAGAAGAGGUGGUCGUGGGGAGGAGGACUGGCUGCAGGCUCAGGUGACAGAGAUGCAUGUGACAAACUUUCAGUUUCUACAAUGAAUCUGCCAAAGCAAAUGGAAUCGCCUAUCAAUAAACGUCUUUCCUCCUCCACAGCAACAAUAACUUAUUCCCAUGAUAAAGCUCAUCGCAUGCAUCUUAGUCCAAUGGAAAAUUUUAUCAUUUCUCGACUAUUGACUCCUACACAUGCUUCUUUAGCCAGAAGUAGAAGUACUUUAAUGCUUUCUGAGAGGUAUACUGAUUCAGUAUUCCAUAUCUGUCCUCGUGUAGCACCAGCCAGCCCUCUUAAAACUUCUUACAAGCCUUCCCACACUCGAGGUGUGGAGAAAAAGAAAGCAGCAUCUGCUUCCAUAUCAGAUUCAAUGAAGGGAGCAAGUACAAGUGAAGUCUCACAGAAUGAGAAGAAAAAGAAACAAUCAACAACACCUGGCACAUUAUCUGGUUUUGGAUCUCCUCUUAAAAAAUCUGAAUGUCCAGCAGUUGUAUCUAAACAAUCAGCUUCACCUGCAACUCCAAAAUCAGUCUCAAAGACUUAUCCACAGUCUCCCAAAAUUAAUAAAACAUAUCCAGCUUCUCCUGUGAAAAAUCGUACAACUUCAAACUUGAACCAAGGAACUCCUAAAAAAAGGACAGCAAAAGUUAAAGACAGUCAGCGGGAAAAUAUUAGUCAAAAAAUUCAAGCAUCACCAGCUGAAGCUGUAAAUCAGUCUAGUGCUGAAAAAUCUUCUAUAGGAAAAAUGGAAAACACUGAAGGGAAACAUGUAGCAGGGACUACUGAUGCGGAAGAAGCAACUAGAAUUCUAGCAGAGAAGAGACGUCAGGCUCGACUUCAGAAAGAACAAGAAGAAAAGGAAAGGCAAGAAAGAGAAAAACUUGAGAGGCUAGAAAAAGAAGAGCUGAAAAGAAAAGCAGAGGAAGAGAGGACUCUACUGGAAGAAAAGGCUCAUAAAAGAGAAGAGGAAAGGAAAUUGGAAGAGGAAUUAGCAAAAAAAAAAGCAGAAGAUGAAACAAGAAAAAGAGCUGAAGAAGAACGCAAACUGAGAGAAAAGCAAGAAAAAGAAUGGCAAGCUAUGCUUGAGAUACAGAAAGAAGCAGCAGAAGCUAAAGCACGAGAGGCAGCUGAACAUUUACGUUUAGAAAAGGAACAAAUUAUGCAGCAGAUAGAGCAAGAAAGACAAGAACGAAAGAAGCGAAUAGAUGAAAUAAUGAAAAGGACAAGAAAAAAUGAAAUAGCAGAAAUCAAGAAAGAAGAUACAAAAUCAGAUGAGCCAAGAAUCUUGAAUGUGGAUCAAUAUCCCAACUCACUUACCCUUAGUCAAGCAGAAAUUAAUGGAAUAACAAAUUGCAAAAAUACUAAAGGUGUUGAAUGUGCCGUGUCUGAAUCUUUUCCUUGUGAAGUAUUUUCUAAUGGUCUUAAGCCACUUAUGGGCCUUAUUCAACUAGAUGCAAUGGAUGGAAAAUCUCACAGCCUGGAUGAGUCAACAGAUGAAGUUCAGUCUAUGGAUGUGAGUCCUGCUUCAAAGGAAGAACUUAUAUCUAUCCCUGAAUUUUCACCACUGAAUGAAAUGAUGCCAGGAAUUACUUUGGACCAAAAUGGAUCAAAUAACAGGAAGGCUCUUGAAGAACUCCUAGAUUUUACUGGCCAGGCCACUUACCCAAAAUUAACAAGUGAAAGUAUUAGCAUAGAUGAUUGUAAUAAAAAUUUGAUUGAUGGAUUUAAUAGCCCAAGCCAGGAGACAACACUAAGUACUUUAUGUUGACAAAUACAUCGCUACAUAGCAACAAGCAGAGGAAAUUGAGAAUAUAGAACUCUCUCAAUGCUGCUAUUAUCAGUAAAACAAGAGCCUGUCAUUUUAAGAAGCUGCUACAGUCUGCAAUACUGGAUACCACGAGCUCUGCAUUGAAUUUACAGUCUUCCCAAAUGAAUUGCUGAGUAGUCACAAUAAAAAGCGGGAUUUUUUAAUAGUUUGAGGAACUUUGGUGGGAGUUUUGUUUAGAAUAUGGCCUAGUGAAAAUGUGGGUCCUAAACUUCUCUCUCAAUGGGUUCCAUUUAUUUUAAAAGAAAAAAAUAAUUUUGUCACUGAAACAUGGUAUGUAAAUGAUUAUUAAAAUGAAAUAUUGCCAAUAUGCUUGUUUUUACUGAAGGCCCAUCUUAAUGUCAUUUUAUAAAUAUUUCACUGAAGCUCUAUAAUUGAAAAGGUUUGAAAAAUAAUAUGCAACUGUUGGAAUCCAACUAUCUUGAAGACAGUGUAGAAUUAGAAUUAUCCCUCAUCAACAUGUGGCACAUAACAGAUUUUAUGUUGUUUUAAUCCAUAACUUAGUUAGCAUUACUCUGUGAUGACAAUAUAUGCUAAAAUUAGAAGGUCUUUAUUACAUGGGUCUAAAACAUAUUUAAGUUUGUUUCUUUGGGAUAAAAUAUUGCUACAUUUAAUUAUGUAUAUUAUUAUAUAGACAUGGCAACAUACUAUUAAGAUGUAAUUACGAAUGCAGAAAAUUAUAUUUAUCCAACAUGAUAAACUGUUAGCAUCUUUCACUUAACAAAUGUGACCGAAGAAAAGUUCUUGAGAUAAUCGAUAUCUUAAAAAACCAUAGCUCAGAUAAGCAUUUUAAGAGCUGUUGAUUUUAACAAGCUCUUAUCUAGAUUUUUUUUUGUUAAAAAUCAAUGGAACUUGUAAAGGUUUUAAUUUAUCUUGGAAUUUGGCAUAAGCAGUUUCAGUUUUCAGUGACCUCAUUAAUGCUGUGGUCUAUGCUGCCCAGGGAGGUCAAUGUUUGUCCUAUUCUAUAAAACCAAAAAAUUUGCUAAAGCUAAUGAAUUUUUUUAUGUUAGACUGUGUUAAACUAUAACUCUGUUCUUGUGUCUUUAAAAAAUGACCUGUUUAAUAACAAAAAUAUGUGACAAUAUACAUUGCUUACAAUAGUUAUAUUAAUGUAUUUCCACAAAAGUAAUUCCUUGUUGGCUUGCAAAUAUGUUGUAGCAUGGUACAGUGUCUUUCACGUUAAUCCUGCAAUUUCCAUCUUACACAAUAAAAUAUAUCAACCUAUCAUAUAUGGCUAUGAUAC